This is a messenger RNA of Emiliania huxleyi CCMP1516, 811 nucleotides long. RefSeq lists its product as hypothetical. The record is from RefSeq and is a predicted model, not a curated record. The transcript has a single exon. NCBI's taxonomy places the organism in Eukaryota, Haptophyta, Isochrysidales, Noelaerhabdaceae. Bases 36 to 674 code for a protein of 212 amino acids.
ACAUCCUCGAGGCGCGGCCCAAAUUGAUGCUCUCUAUGGUGGCGGCGAUCAUGAGCGUCUACCUGAAGACCAACGACCUCACCAAGGACGACGUGCUUCGUGAGGUGCGGCGCGGCUCCGUCGCCCUCGACUCGAUGCGAGCGUCGCAGCGCGGCUCGAGCGAGUCGCUCGGCGAGCGCACUGCGUCGACCCUUGCCGGUAAAUUGGCACAGGCGUGGGCGAGGCCGCACGUGGCACCGCGAGCCCGCCUCAACGAGGCCGAGGCGAGCAAGGUCCUUGCGUGGUCCAAGCCGCACGCCAUUAUCGAGAGUGUGCGCCGCAACCUCGAGGAGGACCGCCUCGAGGACCCGGGGAAGAGCAAGGCGGCUCAGAUCCGGGAGCGGGCGAGUGCGACGCCCAGGGCGGAGAGGGGCACGGUCAAGCGCUCGGAGAUGAGCAAGUCGUUUGCGACCAAGGUCAAGCGAGCCAAGGCGCUUGCGGUGACCUCCAGGCCCUUCGCGCCGGGCCUCGAUCCAAUGCCGUCGGCUCGCGUCGCCAUCGCCGUCGACAUCCCGCCAGCGGUGGGACUCCCCGCGGGCGAGCCGCCGCUUCCGACGGCGAGGGGAGGCGCCCCUUUGCAGCCAGCAGAGAAGCCUCCCGUCCAGGACGCGUUUGUUGUGUCGCUCGAGAUCUGAGCCGUCAGGGCGCGCCGCGGGCUGGGCGGGACUCGCGCUGCCUUUUCUGUUUUUCGCCAACGGGCGACCUCUUGCCUCUGCUGUACGUUGCGCAUGUGGUGCAUGAGAUGGGUGUCUCCUGUGAACUAUUGUGAUAG